AUGCCGGAGACCGACCGCUUCGACUGCCAGUUGUGCGAUCUGGCGAAUAACAUCGACGACAUGGUGCAGUGCGAAGGUUGCGGCAAAUGGUUCCACUACGGAUGCCCGUGUCACCCCACUGGUUUCGACGAUGGCAAGAAGGAGGAACACUGGAAGUGCCAAGAAUGCGUUGCCAAAUCAACACUCGGCGGCGGCGAAGGAAACUCUAGUGCCCAGGUCAGUAGCGAGCAGCAGCAAGCGACCAACUUCCCCCGGAGAGGAGAGUCGCUUGGGGAUGUCACUCGGCUUAACCUCGAAUUGCUGGAGGAGCGAAAGGCGUUUCUGUUGAAGGAAAUCGAGCUACAACAAGCGGCCCAGCUGGAACAGCGGAAGUUUCAACUGGAGAAGGAAGUCUGGAAGGCAAGAUACGACAUCGUAAACGCGAGGGGUGAAGCAGCCAGCAGCGAAGGGAAUACCAGUGGCCUUGGAGACUGGAUGCAUCGACUGAAUCAGUUCGCCGUUAGCCAAUUUCAGCCAAUUUCUGUGGCGGCGAGUGCGGUGACGGUUCCGACAACGAUCUCUGGAACAAGACCACCACAUUCCACUGCUAGUGGGAUCAAAUCCACCCCGCAAGCAAGUACGUCAUUCCCAGCAAUCGUGUCGCUCUUCGGGACAGAUUCAGGUGCAGUUUCCCAACCGUCGGCCAGCCAAGCGAUUCAUCAACAAAGCCACCUUCCGACGAGCGUUCAUCCGAUGGGACAAGCUACCAGCUUCAUGCACGACUUCCAGCCUGGAGGAGGAGCAAACCGUCCGGGAUCGUCGACGCCGAUCACAACAGCCAAUUGGGUCAAUCCAGUGACGGGUCUCACCAGCUCCACCCAGGCUCUACCACCAUCCAUCAGCUCAGUCGGACAGUUCGUUAACUACCCGAUGCAAUCGGUACACGUAAGUCAACCAUACCAGGUAACGACUAGCUUAGGCAAUUUUGCAUCAGUAGGUCAGGUAGCUUGUUCCCAAUACGCAAACUGUAGUGUAGGGCCAGUCCAUCCCCAAAUGAGUACAAUAAAUGCACACUCGUCCUACACUCCCUUCCCCCUCCCGACAAGUCUUCCUCAAGUCAACCCACAUAUUUCGCAAGCACCCUUUGGUGCCCCGAUGGCUUCCGUCGCGAAUAUCGAUAAUGCGGCGCCGACAGCUCGUCAACUCGCGGCGCGACACGUUAUGCCGAAGGAACUCCCAGUGUUCACUGGCAAUUCGGAAGAGUGGCCAAUGUUCUUUAGUGCUUUUAACACUUCAACGGAAGCGUGUGGCUACAGCAACGUGGAGAAUCUUGGCCGACUUCAGCGGUGCUUGAAGGGCGGCGCUCUAGAGGCGGUUCGCAGCCGUUUGCUGCUGCCUGCUUCGGUGCCGCAAGUGAUGCAGACGUUGCAGAUGCUGUAUGGGCGCCCGGAACAAAUAAUCUAUGCGCUGCUGCAAAAAGUACGAGAAGUUCCGGCACCAAAAGCGGAUAAUUUGUGUACGGUGGUGGCCUUUGGGAUGGCAGUUCAGAACUUCUGUGAGCAUCUGGAGGCAGCGGGACAAGUACUUCAUUUUUCGAAUCCGGUACUACUCCAGGAGCUUGUGGAUAAGCUUCCAGCAAAUCUGAAGCUAGAGUGGGUGACGUUCAAGCGGCAAUUUGCGAUGGCUGACCUCCGUGUAUUCAGCCGAUACAUGGCCAAUCUGGUGUCGGCGGCCGCCGAAGUCAAACUCACAUUGGACCCGAAAGGAUCGAAACCGAAAAGGGAAGAAAAGCAGAAAGGUUUCGUCAACGCCCAUGCUACACUAUCCGGUGCAGUGACAGCUGUGAAGCCAAAGGGGGAGUCAACGAAGGCAGUACCGCCGACCUCACUGUCGAUUACCUGCCUGGUCUGUGGAGAUCCGGAUCAUCGAGUAAAGGAGUGUGGAGCUUUCAAAAAGAUGAAUCCAGACGAUCGCUGGAAAACUGUCCGCGACCAUUCCCUGUGUCGGAUCUGCCUUGGGAAGCAUGGUAGAAAACCAUGUCGAUCCACGGCCCGUUGUGACGUGCAAGGCUGCCAAAUGCGCCACCAUCCACUUCUACAUAGCGACUCGGGAAGUUCAACGACAUCAGCCAAUUCGACGCCACAAGGAAGCGAGGCGGUGCCACGCAGCACCCCUGCCGAAGGCGUGAACGCACAUCACACCCAUAGCUCCACGCUGUUCCGCAUGUUGCCGGUGCGACUCUUCAGCAAGGGCAGGAGCUUAGAAACAUUAGCUUUCAUCGAUGAAGGAUCGUCCGUUACACUGCUGGAGAAGGGCAUAGCGGACGCUUUGCAGGCUGAAGGAGCGGAAAUGCGUCUUUGCCUAACCUGGACGAGCAAUAUCAGCCGAGAAGAGGAAGGUUCGCGCCAAGUGGAAGUAGAGAUUUCCGGAAUCGGAGGAGGCAGACGGUAUCCGCUGAAGGAUGUCAGAACCGUAGAAUCCCUGGCAUUGCCGGUACAGACGCUGCGCUACAACGAGCUCGCUGACCGGUUCGAACACCUACGAAAGCUGCCGGUUACAGACUUCGAAUCUACGGCUCCAGGAAUUCUCAUUGGAGCAAAGAACACCCAUCUCACCGCCACUCAGCAAAUACGGGAAGGUCGCGUAGGAGAACCGAUCGCAGCGAAGACCCGUCUUGGAUGGGCUAUCUACGGAUCAAUGCCAAACGGGACGAAUUUUGCGAGUUGCAACCUGCACAUUUGCGGUUGCGAUUCUGACAACAGUCUGCACGAGCUAGUGAAGCAGUACUUCACGGUGGAUAAUGUAGGCGUUGCGGUGGAUCGAAGUCCUGAAUCAGACGAAGACAAGCGGGCAAGGACACUACUGGAGCAGACAACGAGGCGAGUCGAAGGCGGAUUCGAAACCGGACUUCUGUGGCGCUACGUUCACGUAGAGUUCCCCGAUAACUACGCCAUGGCUGCACGACGGUUACGCUGCUUGGAGAAGCGCUUCAUUGCUGAUUCAGCCUUAUUCGAGAACGUCCAGCGUCAGAUAGCGCAGUAUCAGCAGAAGGGCUACAUCCACGAGGCGACGGAGGAGGAGCUGGCGACGGCCGACCCAAGACGGUUGUGGUACCUUCCCGUCGGAAUAGUGCGGAACCCGAAGAAGCCAAACAAGAUCCGAAUCGUGUGGGACGCGGCGGCAACGGUGGACGGUGUUUCCCUGAACAGCAUGUUGCUGAAAGGGCCGGAUUUGGUUCAACCACUACCGGAUGUUCUCUGUGGAUUUCGGGAGCGAAAGGUAGCAGUGGUGGGAGAUAUUAUGGAAAUGUUCUAUCAACUGAAAAUCCGACCAGAAGAUCGAUACAGUCAGCUUUUUCUUUGGUCCGGAGACACCGGCCACUCCCCAAAGACCUUCGUUAUCGACGUAGCGACAUUCGGCUCCACCAGCUCCCCAUGCUCGGCGCAAUACGUGAAAAACGUGAAUGCAAGCGAACACGCAGAGGAAUAUCCGAGAGCAGCAGAGGCGAUUGUGCGCCGACAUUACGUCGACGAUUACCUGCAAAGUUUCGACAACGAAGAAGAAGCGUGUCAGGUCGUAGAGGAGGUCAAGCUAGUGCAUCGACGUGGCGGAUUCAUCAUCCGCAAUUGGUUCUCGAACUCGUCCGCAGUUAUCCAACGGGUCGGGGAAUCCGACACUACACCAACGAAGAUCGUCAGCGAUGGCGGAGCUCCAGGCAGUGCUCAGAUAGAACGUGUUCUGGGCAUGCAGUGGAAGGCAACUGAGGACGUGCUUGUAUUCUCCAGCGAAACCGACAUGGAAGUAAACCCCACCAAGCGAAGCAUUCUGCGAUAUGUAAUGAGCCAGUUUGAUCCGCUUGGGCUUCUUUCCCACUUCCUCAUCCACGGUCGCAUCAUUAUCCAGGACAUCUGGCGUACGAAAGCAGGAUGGGACGACACGGUAGAUGGGCAGAUUCUGGAGCGAUGGUGUUUGUGGACCGCAAAGUUCAAGGAGCUGGAAGAGGUACGAAUACCACGCGCCUAUUUUCCGGGCGUGACGGCGUCGGACAUUGAAAAUCUGCAGCUCCAUGUUUUCGUCGAUGGCAGCGAGACUGCCUAUGCGUGCGUCGCCUACUUCAGGGCCACUAUCCACGGAGAGUAUCACUGCGCACUUGUCGGAGGAAAAGCGAAAGUAGCUCCGAUAAAAGCCCUCUCGAUACCGAGACUAGAGCUCCAGGCAGCAUUGAUAGGCUGUAGGCUUAUGAAAACACUUUGCAACAGUCACAGCCUGCCGAUAUCCCAGCGAGUGUUCUGGACCGAUUCGAAGACCGUUCCAUCGAAGGCUAAUGUCGCAGACGACGGCACAAAGUGGGCCAGUGGACCAAAUUUGAAAACUGACAGCCGUUGGUUUAGAGGUCCGGACUUCCUGUGGAAGUCUGAAGAAUCGUGGCCACGCCAGGCUGAACCCGAAGCAACUAUCGUCGAGAUAAGACCGUGUCACGUUCACCUUACGCUGGAGCCUUGUGAGGUCAUAGCCUGGAGCCGCUUCUCUAAAUUCGAAAGGCUAAAACGGACUGUUGCCUACAUCUAUCGCUUCGCAGACAAUUGCCGGCGGAAGGCGACGAAGCUGCCGUUACGGAGCUCGCACGUCACGCACGAAGAACUAAAUAAAGCGGAAAACGCAAUCUGGCGGCUAGUGCAGCAAGAGCAGUUCCCGGAAGAGAUGAUUCAGCUGUUGAAGGCGAAGGAAGGACAGAAGCUGAAGUUGAACAGAUCCAGUAAAAUCUACAAACUGUCACCGUUCAUCGAUGAAGUUGGAGUAGCCCGAAUGGAUACACGAAUCGCUGGAGCAAUCUUCGUACCGUUCGAAACCAAGUUUCCCAUAAUUCUUCCGAAAGGACAUCGGCUAACUAAACUGGUCGUCGAGUGGUACCAUCGGUGCUACCUUCACGGAAACGUCGAGACCGUGAUCAACGAAGUGCGCCAGCGGUUCCACGUUCCGUGUCUACGCGCGUUAGUGCGGAAUCAGACAAAGACCUGUGUGCAGUGUAAGGUGUCCAAGGCCAAGCCAACGUGUCCGCUUUCGUUGGGCUAG
This is a messenger RNA of Aedes albopictus (Asian tiger mosquito), 5052 nucleotides long. RefSeq lists its product as uncharacterized. The transcript is spliced from 3 exons. NCBI's taxonomy places the organism in Eukaryota, Metazoa, Arthropoda, Insecta, Diptera, Culicidae. Bases 1 to 5052 code for a protein of 1683 amino acids. The record is from RefSeq and is a predicted model, not a curated record.